Brachypodium distachyon (stiff brome) is the source of this 1838-nucleotide messenger RNA. RefSeq names its product cytochrome P450 94C1. The record is from RefSeq and is a predicted model, not a curated record. Gene Ontology annotation, molecular function: oxidoreductase activity, acting on paired donors, with incorporation or reduction of molecular oxygen; heme binding; iron ion binding. NCBI's taxonomy places the organism in Eukaryota, Viridiplantae, Streptophyta, Magnoliopsida, Poales, Poaceae. The transcript has a single exon. Bases 84 to 1673 code for a protein of 529 amino acids.
GGGGCGACGCAACGCAACGGCACAACACAAACGCACGCAACGCCGUACCCGCAUAUGAAAGCCCACGUACGCUAAAAACAACCAUGGGCGCCGAGGCGGCGGCAGCAGCAGCGCCUCUGCUGCAUCUGCAUGAGGCGGCGGCCGUCGCGAGCUCGCUGCAGCCGCACGUGGCCCUGGCCUUCUUCGCGCUGGCGGCGUGCACCGUGGCGCUGGCCUUGCUCCUGGCCGCGGCGCGGAUGCGGCCGCCCUGGUGGUGCGACUGCGCGGUGUGCGAGGCGUACCUGACGGCGUCGUGGUCGGGCGAGUUCGACAACCUCUGCGACUGGUACGCGCACCUGCUGCGCCGCUCCCCGGCGCAGACGGUCCACGUGCACGUGCUCCGCAACGUGCUCACCGCGAACCCGGCCGCCGUCGACCACAUGCUGCGCGCCCGCUUCGACAACUACCCCAAGGGCGCGCCCUUCUCCGCCAUCCUCGCCGACUUCCUCGGCCGCGGCAUCUUCAACGUCGACGGCGACGCCUGGCUCUUCCAGCGCAAGCUCGCCGCCGCCGAGCUCGCCUCCCCGGCGCUCAGAGCUUUCGCGGCCAACGUCGUGUCCUCCGAGCUGCGCACCCGGCUCCUUCCCCUGCUUCACUCUGCUUCCUCCCAGUCCCACGAGGACAACAACAAGGUGCUCGACCUGCAGGACGUGUUCCGGCGCUUCGCGUUCGACUGCAUAUGCAAGAUCUCCUUCGGCCUCGACCCGGGCUGCCUCGAGCUGUCGAUGCCGGUGCUGGCGUUCGUGGACGCCUUCGACACGGCCUCCAUGCUGUCCGCGCGGCGCGCCACCGUGCCCAUGCAGAUCAUAUGGAGGCUGAAGCGGCUGUUCAACGUCGGGGACGAGAGGAGGCUUCGCGACGCGGUACGCCUCGUGGACGCCUUCGCCACGGAGGUCAUCCGGCAGCGGCACAAGCUGGGCGGCGCGGCCUCCGGCAGCGACCUCCUGUCGCGGUUCAUGGGCUCCAUCAGCGACGACAAGUACCUCAGGGACAUCGUCGUCAGCUUCAUGCUCGCCGGCCGCGACACCGUGGCCUCGGCGCUCACCGCCUUCUUCCUGCUCCUCUCCGAUCACCCGGAGACCGCCGCCGCGAUCCGGGACGAGGUCUCGCGCGUGGCCGGCGACGAUUACGACGACGACCGGCCGAGCUUCGGCAGGCUCAAGGACAUGCACUACGUGCACGCGGCGCUGUACGAGAGCAUGCGGCUGUUCCCGCCGGUGCAGUUCGACUCCAAGUUCGCCGCGGGGGACGACACGCUCCCGGACGGCACGGCCGUGGCCAAGGGCACCCGGGUCACCUACCACGCCUACGCCAUGGGCCGGAUGGAGUCCGUGUGGGGGCGCGACUGCGGCGAGUUCAGGCCCGAGCGGUGGCUCCGCGACGGGCAGUUCGUCCCGGUCAGCCCGUACCGCUACCCGGUGUUCCAGGCCGGGGUGCGCGUCUGCGUGGGCAAGGACCUCGCGCUCAUGGAGAUGAAGGCCGUCAUCGUCGCCGUCGUCCGGGGCUUCGACAUCGAGGCGAUCGCGCGGAGCUCGCGCCGCCCGAAGUUCGCGCCGGGGCUCACGGCCACGUUCGCUGGCGGCCUGCCGGUCAGAGUUCGACGGCGGGCGAAGCACAGCCCACCAAUCGUCUAAUAAAACAAUUGUUCGUGUCACCAAGAUUUGUUCUUGUUCGCCUCCUUUUUUUCUCUCCCCCUCUCGCUCGCCGUUUCUUCUGAACGGAAUAUCUUAAAGGCAAGAAUCGUGCGCUAGAUUGUGUGAGCUGCUGUCAAAUUAUGAGCAAUGACUCCGUCGCCACUC